AUACAUAUAUCUGUGUGUGUGUGUAUAUAUUUGUGUAUUUCAAUUUGCGAUACACGUAUCACACCUCACACCAUAGACCGUAUCACAAACUGUCAUCGAAGGUUAGCUAAAAACACGUAAAUAUAAAUAACGAGUGACUUCAAGCAAAUUAUAUACGAUAACACGAUUGUUCUUCAACGAAACGUGUUAAUUUUUAACAAAAAUAGUUCCUUUUUUUUCAUGAGCGUGAAAUAAAAUAUUGAGAAUGGAACGAAAUUUGGUUAAAACAUUGGAUGACAUGUAUACUAAAGAAGGCAUCAUUGGCUGUAUUUUAGUAGAUCAUUCUGGUCUUUGCUUAGGAGAUUUUGUAGUUAAAGGUGAUGCGUCAAGUGACAGUGCAGGCUUGAUAGCAGCUAUAUCGGGUCUAGUUGCAAAAUUAGAGCCUAAAUCUAAGGCACCGAUCAUAUCGCUUCAAAACGAGAGCAAACAAUGUAUUAUACAUCGUAUGGGUCCUGUAGUUGGUGCUGUAUAUAAAGAUAUAUCGACUUGAAAUAAUUACUUGUUACAUACAUGCCUGAAACUCGUUUAUAUCUGAAAUAAGAUGCGUCUAGGAAUAUUCUGUUUAAACUAAAA
Messenger RNA from Formica exsecta, 612 nucleotides. RefSeq lists its product as uncharacterized. The record is from RefSeq and is a predicted model, not a curated record. Lineage: Eukaryota; Metazoa; Arthropoda; Insecta; Hymenoptera; Formicidae. Gene Ontology annotation, molecular function: guanyl-nucleotide exchange factor activity. The coding region runs from base 245 to 529 and encodes 94 amino acids. Gene Ontology annotation, cellular component: cytoplasm; lysosome; Ragulator complex. The transcript is spliced from 4 exons. Gene Ontology annotation, biological process: cellular response to amino acid stimulus; positive regulation of TORC1 signaling.